Staurois parvus is the source of this 279-nucleotide messenger RNA. NCBI's taxonomy places the organism in Eukaryota, Metazoa, Chordata, Amphibia, Anura, Ranidae. The record is from the annotation of a GenBank genome assembly.
UAGUGAACGCAGGGGUCCGGGGAGAGCGGAUAUAGUGAAUGCAGGGUCCGGGGAGACCGGAUAUAGUGAAUGCAGGGUCCGGGGAGACCGGAUAUAGUGAAUGCAGGGUCCGGGGAGACCGGAUAUAGUGAAUGCAGGGUCCGGGGAGACCGGAUAUAGUGAAUGCAUGGUCCGGGGGGAGACCGGAUAUAGUGAAUGCAGGGUCCGGAGAGACCAGAUAUAGUGAAUGCAGGGUCCGGGGAGACCAGAUAUAGUGAAUGUCAGGGUCCGGGGAGACCA